AAAGAGUAGAAAAUUGUCGGUGUCUUUUGCUUCUGUCUCUUUAUCCCACUCUGCGAUGCUGGACGAUUCUCUAAACUGUGUGUGUGGACGGGGACAGCUGUGAGGGAUUGUGGGACCUUACAGCACCUCUUCUGACCGGUCUACAGAAUUUUUUCUUUUUUUUUCGUUUUGGCUACUCGCUUAUCAUGCAAGGCUAAACACCCCACAAGGGGAAGUCAUUCUCUAGGAGGUAGUUAUUUGCAGCCAUUGUUUUAAAGUAAAAUGUGCAGCCAGGUAUCAUCUAUGGAGUCAUCCCAUCUAAUGCAAAAAAAUUGCACAAAAACAUGUAAUGUUGUGCAGACAAAUUUGGAAAUAUCCCUGCUAAAUCUGUAUGAAAGUCCUCUACGCCAAGCUAGUUACAUCCCGCCAGGAUAGUUUUUAGAUGCAGAAUAAUUUAUUUUUACGGAUUUGUGGUUUUGUUUUUAUUUUAGCCACUUAGAUUCAUGCCCUGUGUUGCUGCUUGGUGUGCCAGCGAGCAAUGAAAGGUUGGAGAACACAAGCUUGCAUUCACACCCGCAGAGGCCAGAAGCGUUGGGUGCCAGCUGUUGCUGUUCUGGCCAUUGGUUCCAUUACUCUCUGAAAGCGUCAUCCUCAAUAUUGCUUUGACACCAGGUGAUGUGAUCCUAAAUAAUGCUUUUCAUUGUAGAGCACCACAAGAAUAACAGCAGAAAGGUAGCAAUUUGACACGUGAACUCCUCAGUAUCACAAAGCGUAUUCGUCUUUAUGUAACACCAUAUUUUCCUGGCAUUAGCUUGGGGCUUUAGUACAGGGCUACCUCCUAGAGAAUGACUUCCCCCGUCUUUUGUUUUUUAACUCUUAUAAUGGAAGAAUUAAACGGCAAUGCCUAUUUGGCAAAGCUGCUGAAAUCUAGCCAAUCUGUGGGCAUGAUUACCUUGGAAUUUUCAUGUGAACUUUACCGCAUAUCGACUUUUUCUAAAUUUCCCUCCAAUCCGCCUGUUUCCGAGCGAAGCCUUGCUAAAGCUGGUUUUUACUACACCGGAGAGAAUGAUAAAGUCAAAUGCUUCACCUGUGGACUAAUGCUAGAUAACUGGAAGAGGGGAGACAGUGCAUUUGAGAAACACAAGAGGCUUUAUCCAAGCUGCAGCUUCAUCCAGAACGCAUCUCCCGUCAACCUUGGAGCAUCCCUAAAUUCGGCUUUCUCGACUCCACGUUCUCUGGGCAGUCAGGCUUCGUCUUCAGAAGAAGGUGUUAUAAGUAAAACCUACACGAGCAUUCCUCAUGAUUCAGUUACAAGGGCUGUGGAAGACGUGUCUCACCUAAGGAGCAACGACGGCUUGUACACAGAAGAAGCCAGGCUUCGCACUUACACAAACUGGCCUGUGACCUUUCUUAGUCCUAGCGAUCUUGCUAAAGCUGGGUUCUACUACAUAGGUCCAGGAGAUAAAGUCGCUUGCUUCGCCUGUGAUGGGAAGUUGAAUAACUGGGAGCCCAACGAUAAUGCCUUGGCAGAACACCGCAGACACUUUCCAGAAUGUUCUUUUGUGAGCACUAGCGCCAAACCAUCAUUGAGAUCCAAUGUUUCUAAUGUCUGCAUGCAGACCACGUCAUCUCGGCUGAAGACGUUCAUAAAUUGGCCCUCCAGGAUCCCAGUGACACCCAAAAAACUAGCAGAAUCUGGCUUUUACUAUGUUGGACGGAAUGAUGACGUGAAGUGCUUCUGUUGUGACGGUGGUUUGAGGUGCUGGGAGUCUGGAGAUGACCCCUGGGUUGAACAUGCAAAAUGGUUUCCAAGGUGUGAAUAUCUAUUGCACAUUAAAGGUCAGAGUUUUGUCCAAAACAUUCAAGAGCGGUAUCCACAUCUUCUAGAUCAGUUGCUAUCAAAUUCAGAAUCUCAAAAUAAUGAAGCCCAGUAUCCACCAAUUAUUCGCUUGGAUAAGGAGAAUAACCAGGAUGAUGAGACUUGUAUGAACACCACAGAGGUCCAAGAUGUUCUGGCUAUGGGCUUCAACCGCAGAUUGGUCAAAGAAACCAUUUUUAAUCGCAUACUGACCACAGGAGAGAAUUACAAGGAAGCUGCAGACUUGGUGAAUGAUUUACUGAGCGCCCAGAAAGAGCAGACUGAAGAGGAGAGAGACCGACAAUCAGAGCAGAGUUCAGCAGAUGAGAUCAAUAUAAUAAAGAGAAGCUACCUUGCCCUGUCGCACCAAAUGCCAUCUGCCCUCUGCAUGGCGAUUAUGGAUGACCUUGUUGCACAAGCUAUAAGUUAUGAGGAAUAUGAGAUGAUGAAGAGCAAGAAAACUCCUAUUCUACAAGCCCAGGAUCUGCUUGAUAAAGUUUUGACCAAGGGAAAAAAUAUAGUAGAGACUUUCAAACAGAGCCUUAAUAGCCACGACCCAGGACUUUACAAAGAAUUAUUCAUUGAACAGUCUUUGAAGAGUCAAGCAUCAGAUGACUAUUCAGAUUUGCCAAUGGAAGAGCAGUUAAGGAGGUUGCAAGAAGAGCGGACCUGUAAAAUCUGCAUGGACCAAGAAGUGUCCAUCGUCUUUAUUCCAUGCGGGCAUCUGGUAGUAUGCAAGGAUUGUGCACCAUCCUUACGGAAAUGCCCAAUUUGCAGAGGAAUAAUUAAAGGCACAGUUCGCACAUUUCUUUCCUGAAGUUGGAGAA
Molecule: messenger RNA, 2664 nt
Organism: Rana temporaria (common frog)
Lineage: Eukaryota; Metazoa; Chordata; Amphibia; Anura; Ranidae
Gene: BIRC2
Product: baculoviral IAP repeat containing 2
Exons: 9
Coding region: 825-2654 (609 amino acids)
Biological process (GO): regulation of apoptotic process
Cellular component (GO): cytoplasm; nucleus
Source: RefSeq, a predicted model, not a curated record